UGUGUUUCUUGCAUUUAUAAAAUGGUAUUUUCUUUGAUUUGUAUAGUCUUAUAAAUUAUACAGAUUAUAUUUGUAAUAUUAUUAUCUAAUUAAAAAAAAAUAUUUUUUUUAAUUAUGGCGCCAUCUAUCGACAACUAGAAUAAUCACAGAACUAGAAGUAAUAACCGACGUGCCUUUUUUCUGUCACAUACAAUUUAAUGCUUUAGAAAGAAAUCGAAAAACUGUGACGCACUGAAAGAUGAUCAUGAGAAAAAGAAUACAACAUAUAUGACACAAGCUCGAAACAAAUGACUGUGAAUGAAAAGAGGCAUUCCAUUCCAAUGAACUAUGAACUCAGAACUGUCAGAAUGGCCGACGGUUCACGGUUGGUAAAUUUCAUGUGUUUUUAGAUUUGGAAGAUUUAUAAAUUGCACUUUUCUUUUAUAAUACUUGAUAAUACCGUAUUAUCGUAAAUAACGACCUAUUAAUUUGUUAUCCAUGGAAUUUAAAGAUGAAAUUAACGAAAAGUUUGUUAAAUAUGAUCCAAGAUAUAUAGGGAGUCACUUUCCUGCAUCAACAGAUCUUUGUGAUUUAAAGAGUGAACCAGCUAUGGAAAUACAAACUGAAAUUAAGAAUGAGGUCCUUGAGAGUGACCAAAAAUAUACAGAGAAUCAGCUAUCCACGUCUCUAAAUCUGGAAAACUUGAAGAAUGAACCAGGGGAAGCCUCAGCAGUGGAAGUAAAAGCUGAAAUUAAGGAAGAGUUUGUUGAAGAUGAUCCAAGAUAUAUUGAAACUCAGUUAUCCACAUCCAUAAUUCUGGAAGAUUUGAAAAAUGAACCAGAAGAUAAUUCAGGUCUGCCUUACAAGAGGAACCGAAUGGAAAUUAUAGAGACGUUACCCCAGGAUCCGUUUAAUAAAAAACAAAUAAGUCUAAACUCCGCAGAAGUAACAAUAAAUAGUUCUAAUUGUUCUAAAGAUGUCAAAUCCAAAAAUAAUUUAAAUGAACUUAUGAAAUGUCAGACUGGAGAAGGACUUUACAAAUGUGAAAUUUGUUUGAAGCAGUUUCGUCAUGCAUCACAUUUGAAAAUUCAUUUGAGAGUUCACACUGGAGAAAAACCUUAUAAGUGUGAAAUUUGUUUUAAGCAGUUUACUUUAACAAGUAAUUUAAAACAACAUUUGAGAAGACACACUGGAGAAAAGCCAUACAAGUGUGAAAUUUGUUUGAAACAGUUUUCUCAACUAGGUUAUAUGAAACAACAUAUGAGAGUGCACACUGGAGAAAAUCUGUACCAGUGUCAAAUUUGUUUUAAGCAGUUUUGUGAGAAAAAUAGUUUAAAACGACAUAUGAUAGUGCAUACUGGAGAGACGCCUUAUAAGUGUGAAAUUUGUUUCAAGUCGUUUACUCGGAAAGGUAAUCUAACUGAACACAUCAAAGUUCACACUGGAGAAAGACCUCACAAGUGUGAAAUUUGUUUUAAGCAAUUUAUUCAAGCCUAUGAUUUGAAAAGACAUUUGAGAGUGCACACUGGAGAAAAGCCUCACAAGUGUGAAAUUUGUUUUAAGCAGUUUAGUGAAACACGAGAUUUGAAAAAGCAUUUAAGGAUACACACUGGAGAGAAGCCGUACAAGUGUGAAAUUUGUUUUAAGCAGUUUUCACAAGUAGCCAAUUUGAAAGCACAUUUGAGAGUGCACACUGGAGAAAAAUCAUACAAAUGUGAAAUUUGUUUUAAGCAGUUUUCUCAGCCAAAUUAUCUAAAACGACAUUUGAUGACACAUCUAAAACGACACAGACGCUGCGGGGAAAGACCUCACAAGUGUGAAAUUUGUUUUAAGACGUUUAGUGAAGCAGGCAAUUUGAAAACACAUUUGAGAGUGCACACUGUAGAAAAAUCAUACAAGUGUGAAAUUUGUUUUAAUCAGUUUAGCCAAAAAAACACUUUAAAAAUACAUAUGAGAGUACACACCGGAGAAAGGCCAUACAAGUGCGAAGUUUGUUUUAAGCAGUUUACUAGAACAAGUGAUUUGAAAACACAUUUCAGAUUACACACUGGAGAAAAACCUUAUGAGUGUGAAAUUUGUUGUAAGCAGUUUAGUGACAAAAAUAAUUUGAAAAAGCAUUUAAGAAUCCACACUGGAGAGAAGCCGUACAAGUGUGAAAUUUGUUUUAAGCCGUUUAGUGAAGCAGGUUCUUUAAAAACACAUUUGAGAGUGCACACUGGAGAAAAACCUUACAAGUGUGAAAUUUGUUUUAAGCAAUUUAAUCAAGCAAUUAAUUUGAAAACACAUUUGAGGGUGCACACUUAAAGAGGUGACACACACGUGAGCAAGCACGCGAACUUAUGGCUCAACGACUUUUUCGCACGUAUGUCACCGCAAAUACGCGUACUUUAAGUCCGCCGAGUAAGUACGCCGUCGAUCCAACAAGUUUGAAAUUUUACUUCUUGCCUGUACGUGUAUCACUGCGUCUAGCCGCGAGCCGUUAUUUUACUGCGUUUAAGUUACACCUACACACACCCAAACUUAUAUGGAAUCACCAUGUAUUUCAAAGUAACAUUUAUUUCUUUUGAAAAAACUUGUUAUUGUUGCGAAGAUUAAAGGUUUUUAUUUAAAAUAAACAAAUAUAUAAGACAAUCGGAUAGUACAGCCCGGUAAGGUAUAGAUUAUUUGCUUGACUUGCAAGUUGAACGAAAAUAAAUAAACUAACUUUUGCGUCCAAAAACGAAAAUAUGCCUCGUGUGGGGUUAUAUAAAUUACAACGAGGAAAGAUUAUUGGUCUUGUGGAGAAAGUAAUGCUCAGAUUGACGUAGCUGCAGAGCUAGGCGUAAUACAUGUUCUGUCCAAAACAUAUGCUAGGUAACAGGAACUAGGAAGGCUCAAAAAUAAAGCAAGGGAAAGUCACCAAAAGUAAUAACGGCUCUCCACGAUCGUUUAAUUGUCCAAUCAGCUGGAAAAUACCCAACCAUUUCUCACCUGCAUCUCGAAAGGCAGCUUUUGGAAGCUACAGCUGUAACUGUUUCAGUUGAAACGAUAAGAACAAGAGUUCGUACCAAGGAGUAUACAGCAGGAGACAGUUAUGGGUUCCCGAGUUAUCCAGGCAGCACAAGAUUGAUCGCCUAAAUUGGUGUCUUCAUCACCAAAACUGGAACAUUGGUAAUUGACAAAAUGUGCUAUUUUCAAAAACAGUCUGAAUUUAAUCUAAUCAGAUGGAAAAUCAGAUGAGCCAUGAAAUCGUAAACUUAGAGGUCGAGGAAGACAAGCAAGAAAAGAAUGUCAGAUCUGUUCACAAAUAUAGAUUCAGAUAGCCGAAUAAGAGCCAGAAAUCGACAAUCAAGCGCCUUAGAGCCACAGAUCCAGAUAGCCGAAUAAGAGCCAGAGAUCGACAAUCAAGCGCCCUAGAGCCACAGAUCCAGAUAGCCGAAUAAGAGCCAGAGAUCGACAAUCAAGCGCCCUAGAGCCACAGAUCCAGAUAGCCGAAUAAGAGCCAGAGAUCGACAAUGAAGCGCCUUAGAGCCACCACCACAGAUCCAGAUAGACGAAGAAGAGCCAGAGGUCGACAAUCAAGCGCCAUAGAGCCACCACACAGCCAGGACAAGCCGCAGAGACUCCAAACUACAGGACUGCUGACGGAGCACAGCAGAACCAGGAGAGCCGCAACGUCCAGAAUCAGAAGGAAAACCGUAAGUUUUUGAAUAAAUUGUAUCUCUCCAAUAUUGAGCGUAUAUAAUAAUCCACUCUAUACAAAUUUUCAGUUAAAACUAAUUUAGCUUACACAUACACCAUUUAACAAUAUUUAAUAACAGGUAACUCACCUUGAAAAGAUUUAAUCAGUCAGCAUUGCGAGUUAAAAUUAGGUUUGUUCUAGCAUCAGUUUCAAACGGUUUGAAACCAUCAGCGAAUAGUUGACCAGCACGAGUAGAGGGGAUAGCACUGGUGACUGUAUUAUGUUCUCUCACUGACCAACUGUUUGCUGACGGUUUCUGACUAGUUUGACUGUUUGCUAGAACAAACCUAUUAUUACAGAUAGUAGUAUUGCAAAAAAAAGAGAUUGAUUAAUAAAUAGAAUAGAAUAGAAUAUAAUAAUUUUUAUUUGCAUAAAAUUUUUACAUAUUUGAGCAAAUAACGUCAAUUAAAGGUAAAAGUAAAAAAAAGAGAUUGUAUAAAUCUAAAGUACAUAGAACAAUUAUCAUAAUUAAAAUUAAAAUUAAAAAUUAGACAUUACAUAUUACAAAAACAAAAACAACUAAUACUCUAGGUAUUCCACCACAGUAUAUGGUUCUACAAUGACCAGAUAUUUAAAUAACUCUCUUUUAAAUCUUCCAAAUUGAAUCUCUUGUUUUAACGCUGAUGGUAACUUGUUGUGGAAUUUGAUACAGGCAUAUAGUGGACUCCGUUCUUUUAGAGUAAGCCUGUGUCUAGGGAUAGUUAGGUUUAGAGCUCUUGUGUGAUGGAUAUGAUUGGGGAUGUAAUGGUUAAAUAAUGUAGGGUUCUUAAAAAGAAACUUUAAACAUUCAUAAAUGUAGAUGGCUGGAAAAGUAAGUAUAUUUAGUAGUUUAAAUCUCCCCCUGCAUGAGCUCUUGAUUUUCAUCCCAAGAAUAAUCCGUAUUACUUUUUUCUGAAUGAUAAGAAGCUCUGAUGUUGCCACUGCAUUUCCCCAGAACAUGAUUCCAUAACGUAAUUGAGAAUAAAACUUAGCAUAAUAAACAGUGAGAAGAGUAUCCUGUUGUAAGUAUUCUUUAAGCACUCUUAUUGAGUAGCAUGCAGAGUUCAGUUUUUUACAUAACUGCAAUAGGUGUACAAACCACUGCAGAUAUUGGUACCCAGAAAUUUGACAGAGUUGGAUGCUUCUAUGUGGUCUGAUCGAAUAUUUACCAUAUUCGUGAUCGGACCUCGAGACUGAAUGGUUCUAAAAUAGAUGAAGACAGUCUUAUCACAGUUUAACAAUAAUUUAUUCCCAGCAAACCAUCUCUCAGCCCUCUCCAGAUUUUCACCUGUUUUUAAGAGCAACUCUUCAACAGUUUUGGCCCAAAUCAGAUAAUUUGAGUCAUCUGCGAAAUUAAUAAGGCUAGAUGAUUCAUCUGUUACAGAUUCAGCAAGAUCAUUGAUGUAUACAAGAAAUAAAAAAGGUCCAAGAACACUACCCUGGGGUACCCCCAACACGAGAUCCAGUGCUUCUGAGAGUGUUCUCUCACUAUUAGUUUCCAGACAAACUCUUUGUGACCUUCCUGUGAUAAAUGACUAUCCAACGUAAAGCUGGGCCUCGUAUUCCAUACUUGUCAAGUUUGAUCAGCAGUAUUUGAUGAUCUAAACUGUCAAAUGCUUUUGGCAGAUCUAGAAAAGCUCCUAGUGUUUUGUUUUUUAGUUCCAAGUUUUCAAGUAUUUUAGUAACAAAAUCAAAUAUAGCUGUAUAGGUUGAUUUGCCCUUUAGGAAACCAUGCUGUGUUUGUUUGAGAAGAUUUUUUGACCUGAAGAAAUUUUCAAGUCUAUUAUACAUAGCUUUUUCAAAAAUCUUAGAGAAGGACGAGAGAAGACUGAUGGGUCGAUAAUUUUCCACUUUAGUUGGAUCACCUUUCUUGUGCAGUGGUUUCAUCAGAGCUGUCUUUAAAUUUUAUGGAAAGUAGCCAUAUGUGAAGGAAUUAUUUAUAAUGUAAGUUAGAGGAUAACUUAAUUCAGCUGCAACAUAUUUAAUGAUAUUUGUAGAUGUUCCAUCAUGACCAGAGCUAUGUUUAUUUUUUAGAUUUUGAAUUAUUUUUAGAAUUUCAGUUUCAGAAACAGAAAACAAAAACAUACUUUCUGAGACAGUGCUGAUAUUAAUGCUGAAGUUUUCUACCGGCUUGAUUUUAUUGACUGCAUUUAUAGCUGCAUUUGCCAUAAAAGUGUUGAUUUCAUUGGAUAGAGCAUUUGACUCACCUUGUAAGCCCAGAACAUUUGAGCUUUUUGAGUUCCCUUUAAUUUCUUUGAUUAUUUGCCAUGAAACUUUAGACUUGUUAUCACUAGUUUCCAACCUUUUAUGAUAAAAGUUUUUUCGAAACUCAACCAAAAGUUUAUUAUAUCUACGCUUUUCAGCCCUACAGUCCUCUCGAUACAGCUCAUUAUUGGCACUUAAAGGGAACAAAAUAUCCAGCCGUGAUUUACAGGAAGUAACCUCUGGUGCACUUGUCCAACUCUCUUAAGGAUUUUUGCUAUUAAAUCUUUUUACAGGAAAACAUUGCUGAAAUAAUGUUUCUAUAAUAUUUUUAAAUUCUUCCUAUUUGUGAAUGACAUGCAAAGAGAUUAGACCAAUCCACCUGACUUAACAAACAAAGAAUUUGAAAUGUUUGUUUUCUGCAUUAAACUGGCGUUUGUUAAUACUUACCGAAGGCACUCGACCGAUCUCAAAUCUAACUAUCUGAGCCAAAUGAUCUGAUGUGUGAGGGUUGAAAACUUUUGAUGUAAAAGCUUCAAUAUUUGUAUAAAUAUUGUCAAUGCACGACUUUUUGUCACCAUCUAUGCGUGUGAAUUCUGUUAUUGAAGGAAUUAUAUUAAAAGAGCUUAAUUUUUUUUUAAAAUACCUGGCCAUCUUGCGUCCUGUAGUAUAUUGUAAGUUAAAAGCCCCUGCUAAAAAAAUUAUACAAUCUUUACAAAUCAAAUCGGACAAUAUUUCAUCUAAUUUCUCAAUAAGAAUCUGUGGUUGUUCGGUUCUGUAAAUUGAUAGCAUAACGAUCUUCAUUUUAUUAAGCUGGACUUCUGCUGCUGCACAUUCAAAUACUGAUUUUUCAGACAAACUAAUAAUGUCCUCCCUGGCUGUACUGGCAUAUUUAUCUCGAACAUAUACAGCUGCUCCACCAUGUUCAUUGGUACCUCUACAGAAAGAAGAUACAAGUUUAAAAUUUUUGAUAUUGUAAUUUUGAAGCUGGUCUUCAGUUUUCCAAUGCUCCGUAAGGCAAAGAGCAAGGCAAUCUUCAUAUUCUUUUGAGAUGCUAUUUAAUACAUUGAUGCUGGUGCCAAUUGAUUGAGUGUUUAAGUGUAUAACACUCAAUUUUGAAGGUUUACCACGCCACUCUGAUUUAUUCUGAGAGAGCGUGUCUGUAGGUUUAGAAAAUGAUAGUACCAUUUGGCCAUAGAUCUUCUCUCAUUAUAUUUGCUUUUUUAUUAUCAGGUAAAGUGAGUUUAAAAGAACUUUUGUACUUGUCUGUUUUAGUCUUUAUUUUCUCACAUAUUACCUCAUUGUCCAGAUCUUUGUGUUUUAGAAAAUCGAGUAUCUGUUGCGCCUCUGUUUUUGGAGAAAAACCAGAUACAAAUAUUGCCGAUUGUUUUGUUGCCAUUGUAAGAUCUGCACAUACAUUCAUGCUCGUUCCUUUAAUUGGAUUGGGUCGAUUGUUGUUUUUUGGUCGGUUUUUGCGUUGUACUACCGUCCAACCUUCCUGAAUACGUAGUUUUCAGAAUUUUACAAAGCAAUCUCAUAUAUAUGUUUAUAUUUAACGUACAAUUAAGCAUAGCCGCUUGCUGACAAAUACAUAGCGACAAAUACAUAACGGUCAUCGGCUACUUCAUAGUGACAGGGAGAAAUAAAUACAACAUGCUCAAGGUCACUGCUAUACCACUAAGGGUCGAGGGGUCAGUGUUGCAUUCAUUUGCCGCCCAAGGAAUCUACUGAUCGUAGAUUAUAAUACACUUCACUACUUCGAAUUGACCUCGGAAGAUAGAGAAAGAUGCUUCCAGUUAACAAGGGCACAGAUAGGGUGCUCUCCAACGGCUAUAAUGAACAUGGAUACCAAACCAAACUGUAUACUAGAAGAAAUUUAUGAGCGAUUUAAGAAUAGCACAUGUCCAGUGGUGACCCGGACAAUAAAACAAGCUCAGUGGAGUAAGAUGGGUACUCCCAACCUCUGGCUAGUUAUCACGCCGAUCACGAUACACUUGUUUAUUAUUUGUGAUGGAAAUCGGAACGAAAGAGUCCUGGAACGAGUCACAUUUCUGAAACUCUCACCCCGAUGCAUCGCCCAAACGACGAAUAUUACACUACUCCCCACUAGCAAUGGAGUGGAGACAGCGGUUACCAGUUACCUGAAGACCCCAAUCACUCCCGUAGCACAAUUGGUGACGAGGACACGACGUAAGUUAAAUACGACACCACACACUCACAUUAACAUACAAGGAGAAGAGCUCCGUCCUAUACUAUUUGAAGAGGAGAGUCUGGAGGAAGAGUUAACACACAGGCCUUGGCGAACGAUACAAGAAUCACAUUGGCCUUAUUUAGCGUAAUUGGGCUACUCGCGUUAUGGAAAUACUGUCCUGUUACACCCAAAUGUCGCUCAGGUAAACCACUUAAUUAGAAACCCGAACGCGAGGUACACACGUUAGUUAGGAACCGGAAAGACGAUUCCCCGUCGACUUCCAAAGCCGACGUUCAACUCACCACAUUUUCUUCCAAUAGCCCCAAUUUUGAUCUAAAUAAUAGAGUCCGACAUUGAGAUCUAAGGUUACGGUUGGAGAGAUAUUAAUUUAUUCUUAAACUAUUUUGUAUAAUCAUGUUAGAAAUAUAUUAUGUUUAUGUUAUACUUGUAAACAUUGAGUACUGACACUUGGGCCAGAUUGGCCGUUGGGCAGUAUGUCCAAUACCAAAUAUUCAGAAUUAAUAUCCGAUAUUGAACAGUAUAAUUAUAUCACCCAGGAGAUCGCACGAAAUAAUUUGUUUUUAUAUUUACAAAUGUGGAUCAUUAAUUUAGAUACUAAUUUGUCAAUAUUAAACAAUAUAAUUUGGAAAUGUUACAAAAGUGCUGAAGAAAGUAAAACUAUUUACCUUCGUUAGAUACACAAAUCACGCGGUUCUCGUGUCAACGAUGACACAAUUUCAGCUUCUAUAAAACUAUGAUAUCUCAGCUAGAGAAAGAGUCUUCAACUAAAUCGCGUACCACUCACAGUCAAUACUCAACGUUCUCCCGGGGUAAUUACCCUAGUGUCGGUCUUAUUAAUAAAUUCUCUAAUUGCUAUUGGUGUUUCCAUAAUCUGAAGUGCAUCCUCCACUGAGCCACGAUUAUCUGACACAAGGGAAAGUGUAAUGUUCUGGAGAGGAAUUGUGAUCCGUAAAAAAAACUCCUUUAAUUUUCAUCCAAUCAACAAGUUUAACUGCUCACAGGUGUGUUGAUUACCUGUAGUCAGGCUCUGGAGAAGUGCAGCAGGAGAAAAUUUAAUUUUAUUGCAUGAUAAUGGACCUCUACAUACCAUUAGAGUGACUACAGACAUCAUUGAAGCAGAAGGUAUCCCUUGUUUGGAGUGGCCUGCUUGCUCACCCGAGCUUAAUCCUACAGAGGAUUUGUGGGAUAUGCUUAAAAGAAAAAUUAGAGCUCGCCGGGAUAAUCCACAAAACACCGCACGGCUAGUACAAGCUGCUUUUAAAGGAUGGAGCAACCUACCACAACAAAAUGUUGAUAAUUUGAUUAGGAGCGUGCCCACGCAAACUGAAGCUUGCAUAAGGACUAGAGGUGAUAACACUGACUACCACAAAAUACAAAAAAAAAUAAAAACAAGUUAAACAUUAUUCGUUUUACAUUGAAAUUUUGUAUGCUAUUGACUUUAAAACAACUACUUUUAAUUUGUUUGUUGAAUACUUUAUUGUUUUAUUUAAUUGUUAUGUAUUUGUUAUUAAAUUGAUUUAAAAUAAAUAUUGUUUGACUUCGUGUGUUCGUUUUUUUUUCGUGUGUAUAUUUUCACUAAUUAAGCAAAUUUCCUAUAAAUAAUUGAAUCGUUUAUUGUUGAAAGGAGACAAGUUACAUUUUAUAACUUUUUAGACAACCGUAAAAAACUAUUUUAAGCUAUUAUACUAAAUUAUUUUAGAUUAUUUGUUUUUGAGUAAACCGACUUAUUUAUAGGCCUACAUUGUAUUAAAUUAUAAUAGAUCAAAAACACGUGAUAUAUUUCACAUCAUAAUUUUGACAGCUUACCUCACUUACAAAAAGUGAACGAAUAAAUGAACUACGGUGGUCUAUUACGACAAUUUUUUUUUAAUAAAACGAUAUUUUUUGUAAAAUGUAAUGUCAAAUGUGAGUGUUCAUUUUAAUGAAACGUAGGUGCUGAAAAUACCGACAAUAUACCUAAGUCUGCCGUGUGUCACCAACGGCGAGCCGAGUAAAGUCGACUUUACACUACAUGAUUUGUCAUAUGAUUUUUCCCAUGACGAGCCGCAUGACAAUGCUUAUGACAAAACGAGCCGUAUAAACAAUGCAAAAUCAUAUGACAAAUCACACAGUGUAAACAUGUAAAUUUCACUCCAUGACCAAAUCAUAUGACAAAUCACAUGAUAAAUCAUGUAAUGUAAAGUCGACUUAAGUCCGCGAUCUUUAAACCAGCGUUUGCGUGUGUGUCACGCGCUUUAGUGAUGUAAAAUUUCCGGGAAUAUUCGUAUUGGAAACUUUCUAAAACUUAUGGAAAUAUUGUAUUUUUAUUUAAAUUCUUAUAAUAAAUCAUACAUAUCAGUA
Molecule: messenger RNA, 10433 nt
Organism: Diabrotica virgifera virgifera (western corn rootworm)
Lineage: Eukaryota; Metazoa; Arthropoda; Insecta; Coleoptera; Chrysomelidae
Product: zinc finger protein 665-like
Exons: 4
Coding region: 478-2283 (601 amino acids)
Biological process (GO): regulation of cytokine production; regulation of immune system process; negative regulation of transcription by RNA polymerase II
Cellular component (GO): nucleus
Molecular function (GO): RNA polymerase II cis-regulatory region sequence-specific DNA binding; DNA-binding transcription factor activity, RNA polymerase II-specific
Source: RefSeq, a predicted model, not a curated record